Cinara cedri is the source of this 6193-nucleotide messenger RNA. The record is from the annotation of a GenBank genome assembly. Lineage: Eukaryota; Metazoa; Arthropoda; Insecta; Hemiptera; Aphididae.
ACCCUAAAUUGAUAACAUCAUCCAAAUAAUUAUUUGUAUAAAUUACAAUAAUUCAAUAAUUCAAUACAGUUUUAUUAAAUGUUUUUAUUGUUAUACCAAAAUUUUACAGUCUUAAAAUUUGCGCAAGUGGUGUUUAAACUAUUCUAGUAACGGACAAUUCUAGUUUGUAAAAGGUGAGUAUUAUUUUAUUGUCUUUCUGUUAUUUUACUCUUGGUGAUUUAAGUGAUUAUAGUACAAAACAUUUUUGUAUGGAAUAAAAUUAUGUAGUAGUUGAAUAUAUUUUCGUGUAGGUAUUGAAUAGUUUUUAAAGGGUAAAUAUAAUUACAAUGUUUAAACAUUUUAAAAUAUAUAAUUAAAAAAUUGUCAAGAUUAUGAUAACAAAAAGUAUUAUUUGUAUUAGUAUUAGCAUUUAUUAUAAAAUAGACAAUUAACGGUAUUAAAUGGUAGAUACAUACAUUUUGUUUUUAAUAUUUGUAUAUUAUUACUACAAUAGGUUUCAAAUAAGUAUAUAUCAUGUCUGAGAAUGUGGAAGUUCAAAUUGAAGACCAAGAAUUCCAAUUGGAACCGGAUAAUGAAUUAAGGUUUGAAGUUGAAAACAAAAAUGAAACUGUUGUGUUAGAAGUAAGAAAUAAUUUAUUUAAUUUAUUUAAUGCUAAAUAGAUGAAAAACAUUUGUAUGUAUUAAAAGUGGUUUUAUUUGUUUGUGUAAUUUUGAACACUAAAUUGCCAUACCAUACCAAAAACAGAUACUUAGUUUUUUUUUGUUUAUUUGAAUAAAAAAAAAUUACGAUUAUUGAAAAGUAAUACAUACAAUUUGAUGUUUAAGAUUUAAAUAAGUAAUUUUAAAGUUGAACUGAGAGACAUAGAAAAGCUAUUUGCAUUUUUAUUAUAAUAAUAGUGUUUUAUUUUAUAUUUUAUAGUUAAAAACUGGACUCGCAGAAAUUUUUGGUACAGAGAUGGUGAAGGGUAAAUCCUAUACAUUUUAUUACGGAGCCAAAAUUGCAGUAUUCACUUGGCAAGGGUGUAUGUUAAAAUUACGCGGGAAAAAAGGAAUUAGUUAUAUAUCUAAAGAGACGCCGAUGGUAAAACUAUUAAUAUUUUGAGUAUGAUUAAAUAAUACAUUUUAUGAAUGGUUUUUAAAAGCUGUUUAUAGUUUAUUAUAGUUCAUAUAUAUUAAUUUGGGAUUUAUAUAGGUAAGUCCCUAAAAACCCAAUAUUUCCCUAUGGUGCUCAAUAGGGGAUUAUGGAUAGGUUAUGUUUGACUAUUAUAUGGCCUCUGACUGUGCAGUUAGAACGAGUUCAUUGAGUUUUCCUUGCAUUCACAACUUAUAUGUUUGAUAUAUACAUAAGCCAUGAAGUCCAGGUGCUAGACUACCUGGGCUUGUGUAUGUUAACUGAUAGACACCUUAAACCAAACUAGAUUUUUUUUUAAACUACUUCAUGGAGUAGCUAACAGUCCUACAAUGUUAGCUGACGUCAAUUUUCAUGUCCUUAUGUGUACAUCCUGUUUUCGAGUUCUCUUUCACUCAUCAUUGCAUCAAAUAAAUUUUGGUAAGAAACAACACAGGAUGUCUUGAGCAGCAAACCUUAGUGUCUAAUUUACGUUUUUGUAAUAUUGUAUACCUAAUUAAUUUUUGUUUAUUAUUGACCAAAAUUAAAAAUAAAACACUGCAACUCCCCCAAUUAACUGGCUAUAUGUACCGCUAACCAGGAUCUAUAAUUUGUUAAGCUUCCUUGUAGCCAUUAUGCAGUCUAGUAUUAUAGUAGUCUGUAGUUUAGUUUUAGUAAUCUAUGCCAUUUAUUUAUAUCAUAUAAAUCCAAUAAAUAAAUAUAGAAAUAAAAUUGAAUAAUAAUAGUUUGAUAUUUUGAUACUUUACUACCUACAGAGUUUACAUAAAAUCUAAUAUUAUACAUAAUAUAUAUGUAUAUAGGUAUAGAUUUAAAAAGUAAUGAGAUGACAUGGACUUUUAACAACUUCAAAAUUGCUACAUUAUAUAACUAAAAUCCAAAGAAAAAGCUGGUAUAGUAGAGGGAUUGAAAGUAAAUAGUUACAACUUAAAACUACGAGCAUUUAAUUGGGCAUGGGGUGUAUGUGGGUACAGAUAUGAAUAUUAAACCUUUUAGUUUAAUAAAAUUUCAUCAUAUAUUUUAAAUUGAAAAACAUUUUACUUUAAUAGUAGGGUAGAAUUUACUAGUUAGCUUAGUUGAAUUUCUAUGUUUAACAUAAUAUUAUUUGUUAUUUAUGCCUGAUUACUGUUGUAUAGAAAAUAUUGUAAAUAUAUUAAAAAUUGUAAGCAUUUAUGUUUUUAAAUACUACAAAAUAGUAUUCAAUUUACAUGUUUAAUGUUAAUUAUUUUAAUUUUCAGAUGUUUUAUUUGAAUUGUCAUGCGUCAUUGGAACAACUGCGAGUAAAAUCAGAAAAGGAAAAUCUUCGUGGUCCUGUUACAAUGGUAGUUGGGCCAACUGAUGUCGGUAAAUCUACUCUAUGUAGAAUACUACUCAAUUAUAGUGCAAGAAUGAAUUCUCUUGGUCGUAGACCCAUUUAUGUUGAUUUAGAUCCUGGUCAGGGACACAUAGCAGUUCCAGGAACAAUUGGUAUGUAAAUAAUAUUGUUUAAUGAUCAAAAAUUAUUAUAUUUGACAGUAAACAUAUUAAUAUAAAAUGUUUAUUAGGUGCAGUUAUGAUUGAAAGGCCAGCUGAAGUGGAAGAAAGUUUUUCUCAAGUAGCACCAUUAGUUUAUCAAUUUGGACGUACAAACAUGAGUAAUAAUUCAACUUUGUACAACACUUUAGUAUCUAGGAUGGCAGAGGUUAUUCAUCAGCGAAUGGAUGAAAAUCCUAGAAGUAAUUUUGCUCUACAUAUUUAGUUUUAAGUAUAAAUAAAUACAUUUAUUUGUAAAUAUAACAUUACAUUAAAAUAAUAAUAAUAAUAAUAAUAAUAAUAACAAUUACUAAAACUAAAGCGAUGACAGCAAUGUAAAUUAAAGAUUGUACAAGACAAUUGUUACUAAAUCACUUCUCAAAAAGUAAAAAUAUUAAUGUUAUUAAAAAAAUGUCUGAUAGUAUUAAUCAAAUUAUUAAUUUUAAUUUUAUACUAUUAACAUGAUAGUUGAUGAUGAAUAGUUUUAUAAUCAGUUUAUAAUUUUAGAGCUAUCAUUAUUAAUUAAUGAGUGAAUUUUAUUAUUAGAGUUUUUAGGCGCAUUAUUUGUUAUCUAUUUAAUUUAUUUUCAAAGAUUUUUAAUAUGUUCAUUAUUAUUAAAUAUUUUAAGUUUAUAUUAAUUAAUUUUAACUCUCUUGAUUACAAUGUUUACUAAGUGCUAUAAUGCUACAUGUUAUAAUUAGAAAUUUGAUUUAUAUUAGAUUCAUUUUUUAAAUUCAUGAUCAUACAUUUUUUUUCGUGUUUAAUAGAAACAAUAAUACCUCUAGUAAUCCAUAGUUUAAGUUUAUAGUUAAUAUAAUACAAUUUUCUUGAUAUUUUUUUGAAAAUCUUAUAACUCAAUAAUAUUUAUGAAAUUAGUAAUAUUGUUUUUAAUGUUAUUAUAACUUAAAAUAUUAUUCCAAUUAAGGUUAUCUAAUAUUUAAAUUUAUUUUAUCAAAAUCAUUUAAUGUUACUAUUAUUAUUCAGAGCUAAAUAUUCUGUAUUUAAGUUACUAGAUAAAAUUGUACAUAAGUGGUGAGUAAUAGAAGAAAGUAAAACUGUAGAAUUAACAUUAAAAUGUUUAUUAUGUAUUGUGUACUUCAGAAAAAAUAGUAGUCAGUAAUUAAGUGAAUUGAUAGUUAAUCAUUAGGCCAGAGGUUAGCAACCUUUUUUGACUCAUGGCACCCUUAAUUAUUUUCUAAAAAUCCGAAGGCACCAUAUGCCUUAUACUCUAUACUGAAUACACAGGUGGUAAAGUAAUAACUUUAUAACAGUCCACGUCGAAGUGAUAGCAAUUGAACCAGUAUGAAAAUUAAAAUAGAUCAAACAUCACAGUUUUACUAUGUACAAUUUAUAUGUAUUAUAUAAUUAAUAUAUUAAAUUAUAUUGUAUAUAAUUAAUUAUACAUAUUAGGUUUUAUACUAUAGAGUAUAGCACUAUAAUCUAUUUUAUUACUCACAGUGCUAUAUUUUUCAUGAAGUCAUUUAAAAAAAAAAAAUAUAUUGUGAAUAAUUUUGUGGCACUCUAAAUUUAAGUUUGCGGCACCCUGGUUGGGAACCUCUGCAUUAGGCAUUUGUAACACAAUGUAUAAUUAUUAUUCAAAUGAUUAUUAUUUUUAUAAAUCUUUAUGAUUAGCUUAAAAAUACAAAUAAUAAAAAAAAAAAAAAAACAUUUAUCAUACAGCAUGAUUUAUUAAAAUCAUUAACUGAUUUGUAUCAUAAUCUACUCUAAGAAUCAUUUUGUGAAACAUAUUCAUUGUUUUAAUAAUAGUGAUUGUUGAAUAUUGUAUUUUAUUUACUAUUUUUUCAUUUUAUUUUUUUUGCAGUAAAUUCUUCUGGAAUAAUUAUCAACACAUGUGGUUGGGUUAAAGGCAAAGGUUACCAACAUUUGACUCAUAUUGCACUUGCUUUUGAAGUAGAUGUUAUUCUUGUACUUGACCAAGAACGUUUGUAUAAUGAACUAGUGAGAGAUAUGCCAGAGUUUGUGAAAGUUGUUCUUUUACCAAAAAGUGGCGGCGUAAGUAACUAUUUUAAGAAUUUUAAUUUUCAAAUUAGCAAACAAAUGUAGUAUAAAUAAUUCUAACCUACUCUGAAAGAUAUAGUUACUUAUAUAAAUAUUAUUAAAAAAAUAAACAACAGGGUAUUUAGUUUUAAAGAAUCAUUGCUGUCAAAUAUUUAAAUUCAUAUUUUUAACCAUAUGCUAUAUAUUUGUAAUUUUUCCUUGAAUUUUCUGCUAAGGAAAUUAUGUAAUUACAUUGUUAAUGUAUUGUAUUAUAAAUUAUAAUGAAAUGUAUUUUUUUAUAUUUAGGUAGUUGUAAGGAAUAAUAAGUUUAGAUCUGAUGGCCGAGAAGCUCGUAUUCGCGAAUACUUUUAUGGUACUCCUAAAAAUGUAUUACAUCCACACACUUGUGAAAUAAGGUAUACCGACAUAAAAGUUUAUAGAAUCGGAGCACCACACAUUCCUAAUACAUUGAUGCCGUUAGAUAUGCAAAAAACUGAUUUAGAAAAAAAACUUGAACCCGUAACACCAGGUAAAUAUCUAAAUACUUUAAAGAUGAUGUUAUUUUAAUGUUUAUAUUAAAUUUUUUAGGGCCAAAUAUGUUGCACCAUGUGUUAGCUUUGAGUUUUGCUACGUCUAUUGAAGAAGAUGUUGUUAGGACCAGUGUGGCUGGUUUUGUUUGCGUGUAAGUAUAAUUCAUUGUAAAUAAUAUUUAUUAAGGAGAUUUGUCACCUGAUAUUUAUUUUAUGUGGCUAUUUUAUGUGUAUUAUAACAACAAAGGCAUUCACACUCCCAUAAUGGGAGUCUCUCUGAUUAAAUUUAGAGUAAAGAAACCUAUUAUACAUUUUAUAAAGUAGAAUAAGUAUUGUUAACGCUUCUUUGAAUGAUUUUUCGAUAUUUUAUUUACUAUAUAAAUCUAUUUAGAACCAUUUAUAAUCCCUUAUAAAUUAUAAAUGGUUAAAACGAAAAGAAAUUAAGUUAAAUCUUUUUUGAUAGAAAUAAACAUUAUUUAAAAAACCUCUAGUAAUUUUAACCGUUGAUAACUUCUAAUGAUGAUAAUAUUAAAAAACGUCAUUCGGUCAAAGCAUAUAUGUAUCAUUGAUCCAUUUGCCCUAAAUUCAUCCGCAAUCAUGGAUGUGUAGAAUGCCUUUUUUUUUAACUAUAACUUGGAGAGGGGUGGUGAAAACAAAUAUCAUUAUGAGAAAUCUUAAGAAAUUAUAAGAAAUAUUGGAUAAAUAAUAAUAAUAAUAACGUGUAUUUAUUUUUAUUAGAACAAAUGUUGAUCAAUCUCGACAAAUGUUAACAUUAUUAUCACCUCAACCAAAGCCUCUACCAGAAACAAUAUAUCUCCUAUCAGAAGUACAGUUUAUGGACAGCAAUUCUUAAAGUGUAAAGCUGAUGUUUUAUGUAUAAAAUAACAUUGUGAAUAAUAGGUUUUUUUUAUAUGUCUGUAUAAAUAUUUCUUUCAUGACAACUAUCCUUGAAUAGAGAUAAGUAUUAAAUAAAUAUAAUGUUCAUGAUUUAUGUAAAAUGUGGGUUGUUAUUAUUUUUAAAGACCUG